CUCACAUUUAUCAUGAUAAAGUGAUAGGUCAGCCUGUAGUACUUUUUUCUUUAAGCAAGUCAUGACGUGUUCUUUGCUAUCUUUUAAUUCCUGUUAUGAAAUGAGAGGUAAACAAUCUCAUCAGCGACUUCUACUUCUAAUCAGAGGAUCUUUGAUGUCGCUCCCUGUUGCAAUAAUAUUAUUAUUUUCUUGUUAUACUAGUUUCUGUGUCCCCUCACUUGCAACUUCUCAACCAACAAAUGAAGCAGCAUCUGCGCUUUUGAAAUGGAAAGCCAGCCUUGAUAAACAAAGCCGGUCAUUUCUUUCUUCAUGGACCGGAAGCAACCCGUGCCAUGAUAAUUGGAUAGGAAUUGGAUGCAGUAACCGUGCUGCAUCCGCCGAAAGUGUUGUAACAAGCAUCAGAAUUCAGGAUUUAAACUUAACAGGUACACUUGAUGAUCUUGAUACAUGGUCAUUAAGGGAUCUUGAAUAUUUUGAUCUUUCAUUUAACUCUCUCUAUGGCCACAUUCCUUCCAGCAUUGGGAACAUGUCUGAGCUCAUAUAUCUUGACUUGUCUAGUAAUAAGCUCUCAGGGGUGAUUCCAUCAGAGAUAGGAAUGCUACCAUCUUUGCUAUACCUUUAUGUGAACAGAAAUCUUCUUACUGGUCAUAUCCCAAAUAGCAUAGGUAACAUCACAAAGAUAAUUGUCGUUGAUUUGAACACAAAUUGUCUUAGUGGUCGUAUUCCAAAUAGCAUUGGCGCCAUCAAAAGCUUAACUCAGCUUAACUUAUCUAAAAAUGAACUUAUGGGAUCCAUCCCUCCAGAUAUUGGGACACUUCUAAAGAUCUGGAAACUUGACAUUUCUUCAAAUAAUCUUACUGGGGUGAUUCCUUCAACACUAGGAAAUUUAACCAAUCUCGUUUACCUUUGUCUGUAUGAUAAUAAACUCUCUGGGUCCAUCCCACCCGAACUUGUUGGGGCCAGGGAUCUCAUAGAUCUUCAGAUUGGCAAGAACCUUAUCACCGGUACCAUUCCAAUUACCUUCCGAAAUUUCAGUAGGUUAGAAAGGAUGCACUUUGGUGAAAACCAUAUAUCUGGCUCAAUUCCAGAUUAUAUUGCCAAUUUCACCGAUCUUAAAGUGUUGGACUUAAGUUUGAACCAAUUCAGUGGCCUCAUACCUCCUGAACUAGGAAAGAGAACAGCUUUUGUUACGUUUAACUUGUUCGGGAAUAAUCUUGUAGGUUCUAUUCCUCAAGAUAUGAAUCUAACUAGGAUGGAAGAGUUCAGGGUAGCCCAAAACAUGCUCUCUGGUCAUUUACCGAACGCAAUCUGUGUUUCCAGACUUCUUAAAAAGUUAGGUGGGGCGAACAAUUUCUUCUCAGGUCCUGUACCAAAGAGCCUUAAAAACUGUACCAGCUUACGAAGAGUUCGGCUAAAUGGAAACCAACUGACUGGAAACAUCUCGGAAGAUUUUGGGAUAUAUCCUGAGAUGGAUUAUAUAGAUUUGAGCAAUAAUAAUUUCUAUGGUGAGGUGUCUAGUAACUGGGGGCACUGUCCCAAUUUAACUAGCUUAAAGAUAUCCAACAACAAUUUGUCUGGAAAAAUAUCUACAGAGCUAGGAGGAGCAACAAGAUUAGUCAAGCUGCAUCUCUCAUCAAAUCACUUAGUUGGUGAAAUCCCAAAGAGCUUUGAAAGAUUAAGCUCAUUGAUGUACAUGUACCUAGAUGACAAUAAGUUAUCUGGUUCAAUUCCUUCACAACUGAGAGAUUUGUACAGCUUGGAAGAACUUAACCUGGGGAAGAAUUCUCUUUCUGGCCCUAUCAAUGAAAAUAUAGGAGAAUGCAUAAAGUUAAGGAGCUUGAACUUAAGCAGUAACAAAUUUGAGGGAGUUAUUCCGGUGCAUAUUUCCAAGUUGGAAAAGUUAGAAUCUCUUGACAUAAGUGAAAAUUAUUUAACUGGGAGCUUACCUUCUCAGCUUGGGGUUCUACAGUUUCUACAGACAUUAAAUCUCUCUCAUAAUUACCUCACAAGCUCUAUUCCUUCAAGUUUCACUGAAAUGUUGAGUUUAACUACAGUUGAUGUAUCUUUCAAUCAGCUAGAGGGACCACUUCCGAAGAUGCGAGCUUUUGAAGAUGCUCCAAUGGUGGCACUUGGACAUAACAAGCGAUUAUGUGGAAAUAAUACAGGUUUAGAUUGUCCCAUCCAAGAAAGAAACCAAGGUAAUAAAAAGAAUAUGAUUCUAAUCAUAUUUCCUACUUUGGGAUGCAUGUUGUUUUUGUUUUUUGUUGGUGUCAUAUUCUGUUAUCUCCACAAAACAAAUACAAAUGAUACAGUUAGGACACAAGUGACUGAAACGAACCCUUUUACUAUCUGGAGCUAUGAUGGGAAAAUGGUGUAUGAAAGCAUCAUUGAAGCCUUAGAUGACUUUGACUCAAAGCAUAUUGUUGGGGUUGGUGGACAUGGAACUGUUUAUAAAGCAGAAUUAUUAACACAAGUCUUGGCGGUGAAAAAAAUUCACACACUAGAAGACAGUGAGUCACAAAAUCUCAAGAGUUUUGAAAAUGAGAUCCGAGCAUUGAUUGAAAUACGUCAUCAAAACAUUGUCAAGCUCUACGGAUUUUGUUCACAUUCAAGACACUCAUUUUUGGUCUAUGAGUUCUUGGCGGGGGGAAGCUUAAGGAAGGUACUGAAUCACAUAGAACGAGCUGUUGAAUUUGAUUGGAAAAAAAGGGUGAUGGCUGUUAAAGGUAUUGCAAAGGCCUUAUCCUAUAUGCACCAUGAUUGUUCACAACCAAUAAUCCACAGAGAUUUAUCGAGCAGCAAUGUUUUAUUCGAUUUGGAUUGGGUUGCUCAUAUAUCUGAUUUUGGCACGUCCAGACUAUUAAAGCCAGACUCCUCUAAUUGGACCUCAUUUGCUGGAACCUUUGGUUAUGCUGCUCCAGAACUUGCAUACACGAUGGAAGUGAACGAAAAGUGUGAUGUCUACAGCUUUGGGGUACUAACACUAGAAAUUAUAAUGGGAAAGCAUCCUGGAGAUUUCCUCUCUUCAUCACAAGACAUGAAAGGAGUAUCUUGGACUGGAAUUCCGGACCAACGCCUUGCUCCACCUGAGGAACAAAUUGCUGAGGAAGUAGAAUCACUUGUUGAGGUAGCAUUCUCAUGCCUGCGUAAGAGCCCUCACUCUAGGCCAUCAAUGAGGGAUAUUGCUCUUGGUUUUUUAGGUGCUGCUAAAAAGAUCAAAGACUGAAUUGAUUCCUGCUUUUAUUGUACUACACAAUCUUGGCUUGAGAUUGUUCAAGUUGAGCUUAAGGAUCAAAACAAGCUGAUAGUAUGUAACAAGCCGAGCUCGAGCGUUUCAAGCAUAAAGUAAUUUAUGUAUGAUAAUCUUGAAAGAUAAUAAUAGUUUUCGAUUUUUCUAAUAAA
This is a messenger RNA of Helianthus annuus (common sunflower), 3402 nucleotides long. Its product is annotated as MDIS1-interacting receptor like kinase 2. The coding region runs from base 62 to 3226 and encodes 1054 amino acids. Gene Ontology annotation, cellular component: plasma membrane. Lineage: Eukaryota; Viridiplantae; Streptophyta; Magnoliopsida; Asterales; Asteraceae. Gene Ontology annotation, molecular function: ATP binding; protein kinase activity; protein binding. The transcript is spliced from 2 exons. Gene Ontology annotation, biological process: protein phosphorylation; hormone-mediated signaling pathway. The record is from RefSeq and is a predicted model, not a curated record.